AUGCCCUCGAUGAACUCUCGUCGCUCCAUUGCAUCAACCGUCUUCAAAGCGCUCGCUACGGACUCUCGACCAUGGCACCUUACCCGAAAGCUCAGGAGCGACAACCACCUCGACAUGCAGGGAGAGUUGAAGGGGAUCGCUACAUUUAAACCAGCACACUAUGGAACAUCCGAUGAUGCGAGUGACCUUGUAUAUGAGGAGCGAGGCGAGAUGCCUGAUCCGUCUGGCCGUAAUAUGGCUGUGAUGAGCUGGUCACGCAAAUAUCUGUGGCGUUUAUCAGAUUCCAAUCUGAGUGUUUGGUUCGUUAAGGUCAACACGAAGGCCGAGAAGGAGACGCAAAAUGGCCAGACUGAGGACUUGCCAGACUAUCUUUUCCAUCAGCUACGGUUUACGAGUGAGGGUGAGGGUGAGGCGCUGAGCGAAGAUAGCUCUGCGAUAUCAGAUCUCGUUCCGCCGCCAGCAGCUUCAGGCGAAGAGACGACGGUGCUUUUCGCCAGUGGAAGUCAUCUUUGCAUCAACGAUAACUACGAGACUACGUAUGCCUUUCGAAUUACGGAGCAUGGCACCAACCGAGUUCAUAGCUGGACCAGUAGCCAUUUGGUGCAAGGCCCGAAGAAGAAUCAGCGAAUCGUGAAUCUGUAUACCAGGACAACCCAAGCCUGA
This is a messenger RNA of Arthroderma uncinatum, 663 nucleotides long. RefSeq lists its product as uncharacterized. The record is from RefSeq and is a predicted model, not a curated record. Lineage: Eukaryota; Fungi; Ascomycota; Eurotiomycetes; Onygenales; Arthrodermataceae. The transcript has a single exon. The coding region runs from base 1 to 663 and encodes 220 amino acids.